Trypanosoma rangeli is the source of this 3957-nucleotide messenger RNA. RefSeq lists its product as uncharacterized. The record is from RefSeq and is a predicted model, not a curated record. The transcript has a single exon. Lineage: Eukaryota; Euglenozoa; Kinetoplastea; Trypanosomatida; Trypanosomatidae. Bases 1 to 3957 code for a protein of 1318 amino acids.
AUGAACAUAGACCUCUCCUUCAAAUCUAUCUCCGAGCUGCGCUUUGAUCAAGCGCGGGCGUCGGAGGAGGAGGUGCUUGUCGCGAGUCGUGUGCAGUCGCUGAAUGCCUGCAACAACCGCAUUAAGCGCAUCAUUGGCCUUGGAACCCUUUUCAACAACCUUGCCCACCUGGAUCUUGCCUACAACGACCUCGGCAGCCGCGCAGGCCCCGAUCUUUGCAGCUGGCUCGACGCCAUGCCGUUCUCACUCCGUGUGUUAAACCUUGCACACAAUGCGCUGAGUGUUUUCAUGCCCACCGAGACUAUGGAAGGUGGUGUCAAGAAUAGAGGUGAAGGCAACGGAAGCGCAGCUUCGGUAGCAGCAACCCCCGCUGUCGCUGUGUCGGGGAGGAUGGAGAAGGCUUUGGAGCGUCUGCGGCGAGCGUGUCCAAUCACGUUGGCUCUUUUCUUUAGCCGAAAGCGAUUUCCCUACUUGCGGGAAUUGGAUCUUUCGUACAACGCGCUGAGUUUGACGCUGGAUGAGAGUGAUCGAGUGGAAGCCAUGUGGCAAGAAGCUGUGGAGGGCCCAGCUGUGGCACAUGCAUUUAAUCAAGAGGGCAAUACAGCGUGGUUGCACCAAACAACAUCUGCAGUGGCCGUGUUACAAUUGGACGGCAAUACACAUUUAACUGCACUCAAUGGUGUGCUCUGCGGGAUGGAGGCGUUAACACACCUUCAGGCAGCAAACUGUGGGGUGUCUGAUUUGACAGCUGUUUCUGCAGCAGCAACGUUUUGCCCGAGGCUAGAACGUCUUGAUAUGCAUGGUAGCCCCGUUGCAGAUGCGUUUAUAAACGCCCCACGAACAACCAUUUCCACAUUUAUUGAGUUGCUGCUGCAACCUUGGAUUCUUUCUGAUGUUGGGGCGGUUGAUUUACAAGAUGAAACGAAGGAAAACGAGUUAGAGAAGCGCGCUACGCUGCAGCGUAUUGUUCGCGAAGUAGCGCAGCAACGUGUUGAGCAAAUAGAAACUAUUCUCUUGCGUCAGCAGCGUUCUCGUUGCAGCACACUAUCCCAAGUGCUGUACGCGGCACUGCUACAGCAAAUUAUUCCACAAGUUGUGGAAUUGGAUGGGGAUAUAGAUGUGAAUGCUGCGCGGGAGGGGCUUAUGAACGCCAUGCGGGAGGUUCUCGAACAGGUCGUAGAAGACAUUGAUAAAUCAAUCACCCCGGUGGGAAGCACCAAAGCUUCACUCUCCGGCGUGAGCUCACAGAACAGGGCGUCACAGGAAAGGCAUCGAGAGAGAAGCCAAGUCAAGCAACCAAAGCUUGUGAACUCCCAUGGGGGUACGGAUAGGUCCAGAGAUCUCUUGGAAACUCAGCUGCGUAGUACCAGCUCAGUGGCAAGGAAGGGUAGGGAAACGAUUCCCGCCUCGGACGGUGUGACCAGCACAGUUUCAAAGUCUGAACGAUCACGCAGUGCAAAAGGCAUGAUGAUGAGGGCUGCAGCUGCGGCUGCGCAGCUUCGACCGGCAGUGGUGGUGACCGGUUCUUCCACCCCUACCACCAGCAACAAUACUACCACUGCCUCCUCCAAGAUCUUUGCUCCUAGCAGCGCCUUUGACAAUAUCGUGGCCGAUGCCGAGAAUAGAAUCAAUGUGUCGUUUAGUCGAGAAUUUGAAUGUACAACGGCAACAACAAACUCCAUUGAUGCCAGCAAUAGCAGCAAUAAUGGGGUCUGUGGCAUUCAGAGCCCUGCUCGUAAGGACAAAAGUAAAUUUUCAUACGACUGGAGGAAGGAAGACAUAUCACACGUAUGCGACUCGGCGGACACUACCAACACUACGGUUAGUGCACCAGCGGCCGCACGGACGCACAGUGACAGCAGCAGUUUUUGCGAGGAAAAUGGAGGUAAAAGUCGAUUUCAACGUGCCGUUGCCGCCCUGACGCCAAUGCUGCUGCAUCGACUAAGAAGCGAAGGUUUGCCGGAUCAUCGCGCUGUUACCACCAACCUUGCUUGUUCCUCAAAGGAUGAGCGUGACACUUCAGCUUUGUCAACAUUAACGUCGAAUAGUAGCAUCUUGACAAUGAGGGAGACACUGCUGCAACAGGCGCGAGCCCUUGAGACGGCUCUCCUCGCCUCACAGAAUCGACAGAGGGGCAUGCAGGAAGAUGUGUCACGCCUAAAAGAGCAACUUCAACAAGAUCGCCGCCUUAUCAUUGAUCAACGCAAGGAGGCAACGUGUCUGCGACAGGAAUUAAACCUCCUUGUGGAGUCGAAUAGGCGUGUCGCGCGUCGUGUGAAGAAGAGGCAAAAGGAGAUUGCCUACGGUGCAGCCGCUCUUAGACGUCGAGAGGCGGUGUCACAGCGAAAGGCCGCACUGGAGUAUAUUGAGCGGGAAGAGAAAUCUCUCCAGCAAGCUGAACGCCAACUGCGGGAGAAGUUGUCGCUGAGUGGGGCGUGGACUCAUACACAUCUGACGGACUCUACCGGACUCGUUCAGGUGACACCAACAAAUGGGAUGGAGACAAUACCACCACGCAAGACGCGGGCGAAUUUACUUCGUGAGAACGCCGUAAAGGAGCGAAUGACCGCCAUGCGUGAACAGGACACGUUGUCUUAUAGCCCACGUAGGUUUCGUCCCAGUGAGUACUGUCUAAACGGCGGGGAUAAAAGCAGCAAUCGGUCGAUGACUGACACCAGCGUGCACGCCCAAACAGAGCGGCACCAAUCUCUGCGUGAGACGAGGAGGUACGGCAGAACUAUGGAGAGAGAUCGUAGUCAUAGUCAAGGUGGUGCAGGGGAACGAAUCCAUGGAAAGACGCCGUGGCGUAAGUACCGGAGCAGCUCGUCAUCAUCGCAUACAACCACAUCGACGGGGAAGACAGAGAGGAAAGAAGCGGAGCAACACUCCAUGUAUGACAAGGGGUUCAGCCCAUACAGCGACGUUGAAAAGAGUGAAGGCGUGCCUGAUAAUAGGGGUAAUAAAUGUCAUUCAAAGUCCCUUGAAGGGCUUUCACUUCAACAGCUUUUUGAGGAGGCAGCAGCUAUACAACAUCGGCAGCGUAUGCUACACCAGUGCAUGAGUGGUGUGGCUAACGCUGUUCGAAAUGAGGCCGUUAUACGGGAGACAGGAACAGGGGAGCGUGAUGUGACCUCUCAUGACGAUGCGCCUCACGGCGGCGACGAUGUUGAGGUUACUUUUGGAAGGUACACACCAUCAACGUGCAUAGGAGUGGUACAAGAGACAGGUAACGGCGGAGCGACGUCGCACGUUGCUGUCAAUGAUCUCUCGUGGCGCGCCGCACAUGGUGAGAGUCAAACCAAUGAACCGAAAAUGGAGACCAGUAAUUGCAAUGAUGAUGAUGACUCAGUGGACGUGGUUGUAUCACUGGCUGAGAGUCAGUUUAAUGCAGACCUUAUCGUUGCCACCGUACCGCCACCACUUCCUUCUUCUGAUGCGCCAGUGAAAAACGAAAACGUCACGGAAGAACCAAGGUGGCACACAGGCGCGCCACAACAACAGUACAAGGGCGAGGACGAGUGUUUAGCGCCGUUGCUUCGUACUGCAGAGGGGCACUUUUCCAUGGAUGCCCGCCGUAUAUAUACAGAGAUACUGCGCCAAAGUCAAGAGCAAUAUGAACAAAGAAUACGAGAAGCCGCUCAUCCUGAACAGCAGCGAAAACAGACCGACGUGGACGGGGUGAAGUUGGGGGGGAAGGAGGAAGUAGAGGGGGAGGAAUUAUCUACUGUUUCAACUGAGCCAAAAGGUUCCUCGAUCACCGAGAAUGAGAAUACUGAGCAUGAUGGAGGUGCAACCAAAGAAGCCUACUCGUGUUACGCACACCUCAACGAAGACGAUCGUCAUGCUCGCACGACGCGACGUGCGCUUUUCUUCUUGACUUUCGAGUCAUAUAUAUAUAUAUAUAUAUAUAUAUAUAUGCGUGUGUGUGAUUUAGCUUGGGAACAGCAGGGGGAAUGA